Fulmarus glacialis (Northern fulmar) is the source of this 318-nucleotide messenger RNA. Its product is annotated as ras-related protein Rab-26-like. Gene Ontology annotation, biological process: regulation of exocytosis; protein secretion. The transcript is spliced from 4 exons. NCBI's taxonomy places the organism in Eukaryota, Metazoa, Chordata, Aves, Procellariiformes, Procellariidae. The annotation marks the transcript as partial. Gene Ontology annotation, molecular function: GTP binding; GTPase activity. The record is from RefSeq and is a predicted model, not a curated record.
GCUGUCUCCCUCCAGGCUUGGCUGACAGAGAUUCAUGAAUACGCGCAGCAAGAUGUGGUCCUCAUGUUACUGGGAAACAAGGUGGAUUCAGCCCAGGACAGAGUGGUGAAAAGGGAAGAUGGAGAAAAAUUAGCCAAGGAGUACGGCGUGCCCUUUAUGGAGACCAGCGCAAAAAGUGGCCUCAAUGUUGAAUUAGCAUUCACAGCCAUUGCAAAGGAACUGAAGCACAGGUCCAUGAAGCUGCCCAACGAGCCCAAAUUCAAGCUCCACGACUACGUGCAGAAGGAAGUGAGAGGCUCAGGCUGCUGCAGGUCCUAA